Molecule: messenger RNA, 657 nt
Organism: Geodia barretti
Lineage: Eukaryota; Metazoa; Porifera; Demospongiae; Tetractinellida; Geodiidae
Source: the annotation of a GenBank genome assembly
GGUCUGGGCACAGAUGAGAGCACUCUUAUAGCGAUCCUCUGUACACGUAGCAAUGAGGAGAUCAUUGCCCUCAGGAAACAGUACAAGAGUGCCUAUGGGAAAGACGUAGAGAAGGACGUUGCAUCGGAUACUUCGGGUCAUUUCAAGAGAGUGCUGAUAUCACUGCUCACUGUACGUCCAUAUGUUACUCCACUAUACUGUAUCCACUGCAGUGGAACUAGCUCUAGCUCUAAGGACACCCCUGAUAUGAGGACACCUCACUAUUACAUAAGGACACAUACUUAUUCACACCUCACUAAUAUGGACACUUUCUUCUGCCACUGUGGUGUCUGGAUUAGAGUGGUUCCACUGUAGAAUGUGCCAUUAAUGCCAUUUAUGUCUUACUGCUGCUGAAUAAACAAUGGCGCCAUUCCAUUCAAUGUGUCUGUAGGUUGUGUACAUCUAUCUUGCCUGCCAGCAUUUUACUUGAUUGUGUAGAGGUUUGAGUCCCAUCAGUAGCAAAACUAAUAAAAGACUUUCGCACGAAUUUCACGUAUCUUUUUCGCAAGUAUUUGGUUCCAAUGUAGACACAAACACAAACACGGAAAAAUUUUGUCGCAAAGGCAAGAUAAGUCGAGAGAUAGGGAUAGAGAGUGCUAGAGAAACGAUAUGGGGAUG